This is a messenger RNA of Drosophila serrata, 1730 nucleotides long. It is a transcript of the gene Pof, whose product is annotated as RNA binding domain-containing protein painting of fourth. The record is from RefSeq and is a predicted model, not a curated record. NCBI's taxonomy places the organism in Eukaryota, Metazoa, Arthropoda, Insecta, Diptera, Drosophilidae. Gene Ontology annotation, molecular function: RNA binding.
UUUACUUACAUUCGGUUGAUUAACACUUCCUAGUGAAUUGUAUUUUUCUAAGCACAAUUUACUUAGGAACACGUAGGUUGGUAAAAUUAGUUUUUAUUUUUGUAACGAAUUAUGGAUUCGAAACGGCCGGGUUCCGAGACUGGCGACGGUCCAGAACCGAAGCGUGUAGACACUACCGAAGAUAAGGAUAAGUUAGGAGUGCAUGGCAAUCUAGUGUCGUUGGAUGCCACUCAUGUCGCCCCCUUUCCGGGCAACGUAUGCACUUCCACGCUGGAGUCGUUCAUGUUCCAGCCUACGCCGGCCGUCAGCCAACUCAUUUGGAGUCCAACCUCUGAGAACGACCUUGAUCUAGAGAAGAGCGCCAUUGGUGGCAAGAAAGCAGAGACUUCACAGGGAAAGUUAUCGCGCCGCGAGCAGGCCAAGUCUCGCCGCGAGGACACAAUGAAGGCUCUGGCCUUAGAACGCGAGCUCACCUUCAAACCGGGCCAGAGUAACACAUCCGUCGUGCUUGUUGUCCGCUUCCCUGACCCAGAGGUCACAUCUUCCAUGCUAACUGACAUAUCCAAAGAUAUUCGAGAUGUGGUCAUGCCACACAGCGUGGCUCCCCGAUACUGCCUGGUGUACCUCAAGAGUGGUGCCGAUGUCGAAGCAGCCAUAGCCGACAUAAACAAGGUACGCUUUGGAACCGGGUUCCUAGAGGCGGAGCACAAGCACUUCUCAGACGAGGAGCAAGCCGAUUUCAUUGAUCCGUGUUCCCUGUAUGUGAGCAACAUACCUUUUAACAUGACCACAUCGGCCAUCAAGGCCUGUUUUGUCAACGCUCUAAGAGUGGACAUCGGAGUGCUGAAGCGCGAGAAGCGCGCUCGCUACGCUUUUGUGCGUUACGCCUGUCCAGAGGCUACCAUAGCUGCGUUCAAGGAGCUGGUCAGCUGUCCCUUGAAUGGGCGUACCCUUACAGUCCGCUUUCGGCGGCUUAGGAAGCGCUCUGGCAUGCAAAUGAUGCAGUGCGCCAACUCAUGCCAAAUGUUGGCAAUGACCAUGCCAAGUGGUGGUGCCGGCGGCGAUGACGAUAAUGCCGAUUGUAAAGUUAUCUCACCUCCACCCGUGGAGUCAAUUACUAUAAGCGACAGCGACAAUGGCUCCGAUUCCAGUAACGAUGGCAAAGAUCAAAAGAGAAAGACAAAUGAACAGGACGAGAUAGAGAAGCUCAAGCGCCAGAUGGCCGAAUACGGGGCCAUCCUAAAGAGCUUUCAGAUCAGACAGAACAUUUUAGGAGACACACUUUCAUCGGCUAUCGUGCCCAAAUCGGAGCCGUGCCCGAAUCCAUCAGCCUAUAUACCAGUGUUAGGAUCACACGCAGUACAUGUAAUGCGCGACAUUAAAACCGAACGUGAAUAUUUGGGCAUUCCCGACGAGGCUAUGCCCGAGCCCAAACCGGUUGACAAGCCAACCACACAAACCCCCAUAGAUAAUAUCCCAGAAAAAGAGGAUCUGCAGAAAAUUAAAAAACCCAAUUAUUUUGGCUGGCUGUUUUCAGGUUUCACCAGGCGAGGCCAUUGUGCCAAAGAGACCACCGACAAGGUUUCGCCGAACAAGGAAGACCGUCUUGCAGAGCUGUAUGCCCAGCUGGAAGCCGAUUCUGAUCACUAAGUUAUCAUUCAAACGUCUAGCAAAUUAAUAGUUUUGAAGACGUCUCAAAUAAUAUAUAAUUAGUUUCUGUCAUCAUUAGA